Messenger RNA from Sorghum bicolor (sorghum), 1953 nucleotides. Its product is annotated as betaine aldehyde dehydrogenase 1. The coding region runs from base 171 to 1691 and encodes 506 amino acids. Gene Ontology annotation, molecular function: oxidoreductase activity, acting on the aldehyde or oxo group of donors, NAD or NADP as acceptor. The transcript has 15 exons. Lineage: Eukaryota; Viridiplantae; Streptophyta; Magnoliopsida; Poales; Poaceae. The record is from RefSeq and is a predicted model, not a curated record.
CACGGCGACCGGAGUCCAGAUCAAAAAGUAGCACAGCGGAGCUGCUAGCCUGCUACAGGUCGGCCACCAAACAGUCACCGGAGGGCACGCGCAGGCCAACCUGAAAGGCGGCGGCGGCGGCGGCAGCAGGUCACUCCUCUGUCCUCUCGUCUCCAGUCCACCGCAUCGCCAUGGCGCCGCCGCAGACGGUCCCCCGGCGCGGCCUCUUCAUUGGCGGGGCCUGGAGGGAGCCGUGCCUCGGGCGCCGCCUCCCCGUCGUCAACCCGGCCACGGAGGCCACCAUCGGCGACAUCCCGGCGGGCACGGCGGAGGACGUGGAGAUCGCGGUCGCCGCGGCGCGGGACGCGUUCUCCCGCGACGGCGGGAGGCACUGGUCGCGUGCCUCUGGGGCCAUGCGAGCCAACUUUCUCAGAGCGAUCGCCGCCAAGAUUAAAGAUAGGAAAUCUGAGCUGGCUUUGCUGGAGACACUUGAUUCUGGGAAACCUCUGGAUGAAGCAAGUGCAGACAUGGAUGAUGUCGCUGCAUGCUUUGAGUACUAUGCUGAUCUGGCGGAAGCUUUAGAUGGGAAGCAACGUUCACCAAUCUCUCUGCCUAUGGAAAACUUCAAGUCAUAUGUACUUAAAGAACCCAUUGGGGUUGUUGGACUGAUCACUCCUUGGAACUAUCCUCUGUUGAUGGCAACUUGGAAGGUCGCACCUGCCUUGGCUGCUGGGUGUACAGCUGUAUUAAAGCCUUCAGAAUUGGCUUCUGUGAGUUGCUUAGAGCUUGGUGCAAUAUGUAUGGAAAUAGGCCUACCACCAGGUGUCUUCAAUGUAAUUACUGGUCUGGGCCCUGAAGCUGGUGCUCCAUUAUCCUCACAUCCCCAUGUGGAUAAGAUUGCUUUUACUGGAAGUACAGAAACUGGUAAGAGGAUAAUGACUUCAGCUGCCCAAAUGGUUAAGCCUGUUUCAUUAGAGCUUGGUGGCAAAAGUCCUCUUAUUGUCUUUGAUGACAUUCGUGACAUUGACAAAGCUGUUGAAUGGACCAUGUUUGGGAUCUUCGCAAAUGCUGGUCAAGUCUGCAGUGCUACUUCUCGUCUACUGCUGCAUGAGAAAAUUGCAAAGAAAUUCUUGGAUAGAUUGGUUGCAUGGGCAAAGAAUAUAAAAGUCUCAGAUCCACUGGAGGAAGGCUGCAGACUGGGUUCAGUUGUCAGUGAAGGACAGUACGAAAAGAUAAAGAAGUUCAUCUCAACUGCAAGAAGUGAAGGUGCCACAAUUCUGUAUGGAGGUGCCCGACCACAGCAUCUCAAAAGAGGGUUCUUUCUUGAACCUACAAUUAUAACAGAUAUUAGUACGUCAAUGCAAAUUUGGCGAGAGGAAGUCUUUGGACCUGUCAUCUGCGUUAAAGAAUUCAGGAGAGAGAGUGAAGCUGUGGAACUUGCAAAUGAUACUCAGUAUGGUUUAGCUGGUGCCGUGAUCUCCGAUGAUCAAGAGAGGUGCGAGCGCAUUUCAAAGGCUCUUCAAUCUGGCAUUAUUUGGAUAAACUGCUCGCAACCAUGCUUCGUCCAAGCUCCAUGGGGAGGGAACAAGCGGAGCGGUUUUGGUCGGGAGCUCGGAGAAUGGGGCCUUGAUAACUACAUGACCGUGAAGCAAGUCACCAAGUAUUGCUCGGAUGAACCGUGGGGAUGGUACCAGCCUCCAUCCAAGCUGUGAAGGGGCAUUCAUUCCAGGAGAAUGGAGCGCAUCAUCAUUAACUGAAGACAGCAUCAGUCCUGUUCAUGGACAGGAGCUUAUGUAUAGUACAGUGCUCGUAAAUAAAAGCUCUCUGAUGAGAAAGUUGCUUCUACUUGCACUACUACUAUAGGAUUCAGGACUGAAGAGUACUAUACUAGUAUCAUGGGUUGUUAGUCUGCAUUCUUAUCAUUCGAAGUUAAUAAAGAUAAUUGGAUAAUCUUAAGACUUGCUAAUAUUAUUU